AUGAACAAACAGGAGGUGAAGGAGAACGAAGGGGAUGGUGUGAAAUCGAGUGACCGAGUUGCGCCGAAGAAUCCGAGGUGGGCAGUUUAUGGGAAGGGAUUGGAGGAUGUUGCAGAGUUCUUUAACAGUGGGAAUUAUGAGCCUAGCGUUAAGAAAUCUGAAGGACCCCGUAAGUUGCUUUCGAAACAGGAAAAGGCUCUGCUUAAUAAGCGAAAACCUGAUAUAGCUGUUGCUACCUCUAGCAAAUGGCUACCCCUGCAUACUCUUGCUGCAUCAGGAGAAUUUUACCUUAUGGAUGCUUUAUGGAAACAUAAUGCUGAUAUCAAUGUCGUGGAUAAGGAUGGUUGGAGCGCUUUUCACAAAGCAAUUCUUGGGAAAAACCAGGCCAUCACGAACUAUCUUUUGAGAGAAUCAGCUAAUCCAGUUGUUCGUGAUAAAAUUCACCUAGAUGGCGCCACCUUGAUGCAUUAUGCCGUCGGAACAGCUUCCAGUCAAGCAAUCAAAAUUCUUCUGUUAUAUAAUGCUUCUCAUCUCCUUGAUGUGGAACCGUAA
Malus domestica (apple) is the source of this 552-nucleotide messenger RNA. Its product is annotated as ankyrin repeat domain-containing protein, chloroplastic-like. Gene Ontology annotation, molecular function: chloroplast targeting sequence receptor activity; protein binding. Lineage: Eukaryota; Viridiplantae; Streptophyta; Magnoliopsida; Rosales; Rosaceae. Gene Ontology annotation, biological process: protein targeting to chloroplast. The record is from RefSeq and is a predicted model, not a curated record. Gene Ontology annotation, cellular component: chloroplast outer membrane.